AUGGUCUCUGUGAUGAAAGUCGAGAAGGCACCUUUAGAGUCUUAUGCUGAUAUUGGUGGGCUGGAUGCCCAAAUACAAGAAAUCAAGGUGGCAGUUGAGCUUCCUUUAACUCACCCUGAGUUAUAUGAAGACAUCGGUAUUAAACCUCCAAAGGGCGUUAUACUUUACGGAGAACCGGGAACAUGCAAGACAUUGCUUGCAAAGGCAGUGGCAAACUCCACAUUAGCAACGUUCUUACGUGUUGUUGGAAGUGAGUUGAUUCAAAAGUAUCUUGGGGAUGGUCCUAAACUGGUUAGAGAACUCUUUAGGGUUGCUGAUAACCUAUCUCCGUCUAUUGUUUUCAUCGAUGAAAUUGACGUUGUUGGUACAAAGAGAUACGAUGCCCACUCUGGCGGUGAACGUGAAAUUCAAAGGACUAUGUUGGAGUUAUUGAACCAAUUGGAUAGGAAGAUAGAGUUUCCGCUUCCCGCCAUUAAAACAAGAAGGCGUAUAUUCUAUGUACAUUGUCACAGGUGGAAUCCUUUAUAUCAAGCAACGGAUCUUCCUUCCCACUUGCUAACCGGGAUUAAGCUAUAA
Helianthus annuus (common sunflower) is the source of this 576-nucleotide messenger RNA. RefSeq names its product 26S proteasome regulatory subunit 4 homolog A. Gene Ontology annotation, biological process: proteasome-mediated ubiquitin-dependent protein catabolic process. The transcript has 5 exons. The coding region runs from base 1 to 576 and encodes 191 amino acids. Gene Ontology annotation, cellular component: proteasome regulatory particle, base subcomplex. The record is from RefSeq and is a predicted model, not a curated record. Gene Ontology annotation, molecular function: proteasome-activating activity; ATP hydrolysis activity; ATP binding. NCBI's taxonomy places the organism in Eukaryota, Viridiplantae, Streptophyta, Magnoliopsida, Asterales, Asteraceae.